AAACUUCAAUGUAGACUGCAUAAAUGAAAUACGUAAUAAUUAAUCUUUAUAGUAUAGAUAAUAAUUCUUUAAUUUUGUCAUAUCCUUAAUAAAUAUCUUUGAGAAAAUGAUCUUUAAAACAUUAUAAGUUUAUGCAACAUAGUGUAAAGUUACAUAACCUAUAUAGCAUUUAAAUUUAGGUGAAUUUUGGUAAAGUUUUGGUAUCGUAUUUUUUACUUUUGUCAAUAAAAAACAGUAAAAGAUGAAUUCAAUACCUCCCACUAAACCUCCAAGAGGUAUUAAACCAACCAAAGAAACGAGUGGUUUAUUGAUCUCUGUAAUUCGAGCUUUGUCAGCAAGUGAAACUAAUGAACAACGAGAGAUAGAAAAAGCUAAACUUGAAAAAGAAUAUAAGAAAAGCGAUCAAAGGCUUGAUGAAUUGGUAUCAUUACAUGAUCAGGAUCUUACAGAAGUCAUGCAAAUAUUUAGUGCUUUAUCAGAAAAGGUAACAGCAUCUCGGGAAAAGAUUCAUGCGGUUAAAGAAAAUUUGAACGCCUGCAAGCAAUUAUUGAGGUGUAAACGAGAAGAAUUAUUAAAUUUAUGGCUUGAGGGCAUUGAGCACAAACAUGUGCUACAUCUUUUGAAGGAUGUGACUCCUGACUCUUGCACCAGAAUGUUACCUUUACCAGAAUCAGACACACUGUCAGUAUCUACGUCAUAUAAUGCAGCAUCAGAUUGAUAGUUACUAUAUUUAUUUCUAAUAACCAUAAGUUUAAUUAAUCGUAAUUUAAUUAUUUUAUAUUUAUAAAACUGUACAAAACACGAAAUCAAAUAAAUAAAUUACACAGAUUUGCAUUAUAUAAA
Molecule: messenger RNA, 843 nt
Organism: Frieseomelitta varia
Lineage: Eukaryota; Metazoa; Arthropoda; Insecta; Hymenoptera; Apidae
Gene: Sec8
Product: exocyst complex component 4
Exons: 4
Coding region: 242-718 (158 amino acids)
Biological process (GO): exocytosis; chemical synaptic transmission; Golgi to plasma membrane transport
Cellular component (GO): synapse; exocyst; growth cone membrane
Source: RefSeq, a predicted model, not a curated record